AUGUCGCUCCGGAUUAAAGCGGUGGUGGACAAAUUCGUUCAGGAAUUAAAGGAAGCGUUGGAUGCCGACAUACAGGACCGGCUAAUGAAGGAGCGGGAGAUGCAGAGUUACAUUGAGGAGAGGGAACGUGAGGUCGCCGAGCGUGAAGCCGCUUGGAAGGCCGAACUUUCUCGACGGGAGGCGGAGAUUGCCCGACAGGAAGCUAGAUUAAAGAUGGAAAAGGAGAACCUCGAGAAAGAGAAAAGCGUGCUGAUGGGAACAGCAUCCAAUCAAGACAAUCAAGAUGGUGCUCUUGAGAUUACUAAUGAUUGUGAUGAUUUUCUGCUUCAAUCUGAGUAUCAAAGUCAGAAACCGAACCAUAUACGGGAUAAGAAAUUGACCCGGGGCAUCACAUGUUCGUGCGGCAUAACAUAUGUGCUGCUUGCACCUCUAUUUUUUGAGAUCUUACAGGGUGGCAAAAGGAAAACCCUUCUUAAAACCCUCAAUAGGCAGACAGAAGGGGUUAGGAGCCAGAGUACCAUGAAACUCUCUCUUGUAAAAAGCAUCCUCUUCUUCCACAAAGGGAAUUUUACCAAAGUUCUUUCAACUUCGAAACCUAAUCUUUAUCAAACAUCACCUCCAGUUCCUCCUACUUUAUCUUCCUUCGACUUCAGUAGACUUUUCUCUUCAGAAAUCCCAAAGAAAUCUGAAUCGAUCUUGGAUCAACCCAGAGGAGGAAAUGAUGAUGCGGAUAACUUCAGCAACGAAGAAUUGAAAAAGCAGAUCCAGAAGCUUUAUGAAGGAGACCCGGAUGCGUUCGGAACAGUGUUUGAAACAAUACUGAGGAGGAAGUUAUCAGGGAAAACUGAUGAAUUAGACGAUGAUUUGGUCAACGAAUUGCCUAUCACCCCACCAGUUGUUGGCAAUGAUGGUCUUCACACAGAGUCUGAUUCUUCAGACUCAGUUUCUGAUAGUGGUAGUGAUGACUGA
This is a messenger RNA of Oldenlandia corymbosa var. corymbosa, 969 nucleotides long. Lineage: Eukaryota; Viridiplantae; Streptophyta; Magnoliopsida; Gentianales; Rubiaceae. The record is from the annotation of a GenBank genome assembly.